CAGUCGAAAAUCUGUGGAAACGGCGAAAUGCUAUUUUUGAAAUAAGCGACAAAAAUUAGGAAUUUAGUGGUAUUAACCACUUGUUUUCAAUUCUAUUAGCAGAAUUAAAAUACCUCGUAGUGGAGAUAAUAUUAUAGGGAAAACACGAAAUCGAGCAAUCGAAAUUCAAAAAUCGGCCCCCAGAGUUAACACUCACGCAACGCCACUUCUAGUCGCGCCAAAAAAGCAAAGCCAUGUUCCAUUGUAAUAAAAUGUAAUGAUGGUAGGUGAGGAAAGGUUACUUUGACAGAGGAUACUAAACCCAGAGGAAAAGUAAUUCUAUCCCGGAUUAUGACUUUAUCCCGAAAUGAACCAUUAAAAAUAAGGUUUCAGCGGUCGUUUUGCUCGGACUUUGAUAUUUGGCAGGGCAAUUAAAUGCUUGCUGCUAUCUUAAUUAGCAGUCUCGUAAUACUACCUACAUGUAUUUAGUGGGGGAGUAAUGGUUAUGGGUAUUUUGAACCGAUACAAAAAAACGUAAGUGGAAUUUAAAGAUAGGGAAAUAUUAAGUUUUUUAGGUUUGGUUAUUUACGUUUUGCGUAAUUCGCAAUGUGACGACCCCAUCGUCAACUGGUUUGUAGUCGUUCAACUCAGGGUUGAGGAUUACAGGAAAAGUCAAGCCGUGAAUUGCAUUAGACAAUUUGCUAACAUGGAAUUAAAGGAAAUCCCAAUUAUCAUGAUCGGUUUAUUAAUCCGAUAAACAAGAAAAAAAUACGUCGAGCAAAACUAGACUCACAUUCUUUUAAAAAAGGUUUAUGUUAUUUUCGCUAACAUGCCUACUGUUAACUUUAUCAUAUUAUUCAUGGUUUUAUCUUUUAUCGAAGAGACGUGAGAAAUAUAUCGAGUGAUAAAAGAUGCGUGCAUGAUUUUACAGUUUUGUAGCAAUAUUUACUUAGUAAUUGUCAAAACAGGUUGAAUUUUGGUAUAAUUUGUAACGUAGAUUUUAUUGAAUAAAUAAUACACGAGUAACUAAUGUUUCAAAUGGGGACCAAAAGUGAUAGAACGCCUAUAGUGGAGGAAAUGGAAACCGAACAUGGCGACACGGACAGCACAACAGUCCAAGUAACUCCAGUUCCAGUUUCGAGCAAUCCCGAAGUAUUAAGAACUUCAUCGAUCUCCGCAUCUUUUCACAUACCAUGGAAUUUUUUGCAAUCGUGCGCUAAUACAAUGGUGUAUACUCUGAUUGGUGCUAGUUCGUUUGUGACUUUGUGGUUUGGAAUGAAAUCUCCGAGCGGAAUGACAAUUUUUCAGUGGCAUAUUGUGCUUUGCGUGAUUGGGUACCAACUGUUUAUGCCGUACGCGAUGAUCUGUCUCCAAAGUGACAGCUGGAUAUCAGCGCUGUUGUACACACACCGUCGCCGCGCCCAUUGGAUAAUGCAACUGCUGGGGUCAAUAUUGGCCUUCAUCGGCUCAGUCAUCAUGAUGUCUCUCAAGACUGUUAACUUCAACUCGCUACAUGGAAAGUUCGCUUUGGCAGCUCUUCUCUUCACCAUCGCGAGCCUCGCCAAUGGAGUCUCCUCACUUUUUGCGAGGCAACUACGCCGCUACAUCCCUCCAAGAGUUUCCAUGUUCUCGCACACACUAAUUGGCACUUUAGCUUUCUUACUAUCCUCGAUGUAA
Cydia pomonella (codling moth) is the source of this 1656-nucleotide messenger RNA. RefSeq lists its product as uncharacterized. NCBI's taxonomy places the organism in Eukaryota, Metazoa, Arthropoda, Insecta, Lepidoptera, Tortricidae. The record is from RefSeq and is a predicted model, not a curated record. Bases 1009 to 1656 code for a protein of 215 amino acids. Gene Ontology annotation, molecular function: transmembrane monodehydroascorbate reductase activity. The transcript is spliced from 4 exons.